Cololabis saira (Pacific saury) is the source of this 3653-nucleotide messenger RNA. RefSeq names its product ribosomal protein S6 kinase a, like (gene rps6kal). Lineage: Eukaryota; Metazoa; Chordata; Actinopteri; Beloniformes; Belonidae. Bases 281 to 2464 code for a protein of 727 amino acids. The record is from RefSeq and is a predicted model, not a curated record. The transcript has 22 exons. Gene Ontology annotation, molecular function: magnesium ion binding; ATP binding; ribosomal protein S6 kinase activity. Gene Ontology annotation, biological process: protein phosphorylation.
GAAAUCCUCGACCGAGUUGCGUCACCAACACGUCAACAAACUCCCCUCACCGACACAGACAGACAGACAGGUACCAGCGGCCAGCAGCCAUAUUACCGGCACAGCAGCACCGCGGCACCGGAGCAGAGCAACACCCGGUCCCCGGUCCCGGUCCCGGUCCCGCAGACAGACACAGAACCAGACCCAGACCCAGCCGGAGGGCGGAGGGCGGAGGGCGACAUGCCCCGUGAGUCCAGCCGGACUGCGCUGCCGCGGACUUAAGAGGGCUCCUGGCGACAAGAUGGAGGGGAGCAGCGUGAGCAGCGAGGUCAAUGGACAUACGAUCAUGGAUGAGCCCAUGGACGAGGGAGACUCUUUCUCACACUGUGAUGACGGGGCAUAUAAGGAAAUUCCUAUCACCCACCAUGUGAAAGAGGGCUGUGAGAAAGCUGAUCCAUCUCAGUUUGAACUGCUUAAAGUCCUCGGUCAGGGCUCUUUCGGCAAGGUAUUUCUCGUCCGGAAGAUCGUGGGUCCAGAUGCUAGUCAGUUAUAUGCAAUGAAAGUGCUAAAAAAAGCAUCUUUGAAAGUCAGGGACAGAGUUCGCACUAAGAUGGAAAGAGACAUUUUAGUGGAGGUCAAUCAUCCCUUCAUAGUGAAAUUGCACUACGCCUUUCAGACAGAAGGGAAACUGUAUUUAAUACUGGACUUUCUCAGGGGAGGGGAUGUAUUCACUCGCUUAUCCAAAGAGGUUAUGUUUACAGAGGAAGAUGUGAAAUUCUACCUUGCAGAGCUGGCCUUGGCCCUCGACCAUCUGCACAACCUGGGCAUAGUUUACAGAGAUCUCAAGCCAGAGAACAUCUUACUUGAUGAAGCGGGACAUAUAAAGUUAACAGACUUUGGCUUGAGUAAAGAGUCAGUAGAUGCUGAUAAGAAGGCUUAUUCCUUCUGUGGUACGGUGGAGUAUAUGGCCCCUGAGGUGGUCAACAGGAGAGGACACACACAGAGCGCAGACUGGUGGUCUCUGGGAGUUCUUAUGUUUGAGAUGCUAACGGGGACAUUACCGUUCCAAGGGAAAGAUCGCAAUGAGACCAUGAACAUGAUUCUUAAAGCUAAAUUGGGAAUGCCUCAGUUCCUAAGUUUGGAAGCCCAGAGUUUGCUGCGAAUGCUCUUUAAACGUAACCCAGCAAAUAGAUUAGGGGCCGGGCCCGAUGGAGUGGAGGAGAUCAAACGCCACGCUUUCUUUUCCACCAUCGACUGGAAUAAACUGUACAGGAGGGAGCUUCAGCCUCCAUUCAAGCCUGCAGCAGGGAAACCAGAUGACACAUUCUGCUUCGACCCAGAGUUCACAGCUAAAACACCUAAAGACUCCCCAGGUAUUCCACCCAGUGCUAACGCCCACCAGCUCUUCAAAGGCUUCAGUUUUGUCGCGCCAACACCUAUGGAUGAGAGCAAGAGCUCCCCAAUGCUCAGCAUACUCCCCAUUGUACAGAUGCACGGGGGCGCCGCCAAGUUCUCUGAUCUGUACGAGUUACAGGAGGACAUCGGGGUUGGCUCCUACUCCAUCUGUAAGCGCUGUGUACACCGAGUUUCCACCAUGGACUAUGCUGUGAAGAUUAUAGACAAAAGUAAGAGGGACCCCUCCGAAGAGAUCGAGAUCCUAAUGCGAUACGGACAGCACCCCAACAUCAUCACUCUGAAAGAUGUGUAUGACGAGGGCAGGUAUGUGUACCUGGUAACAGAACUGAUGAAGGGCGGGGAGCUGCUGGAUCGAAUCCUCAGACAGAAGAUUUUCUCUGAAAGAGAGGCCAGCGCUGUCCUUUACACCAUCACUAAGACUGUUGACUACCUCCACUGCCAAGGGGUGGUCCAUCGAGACCUGAAGCCCAGCAACAUCCUGUACAUGGACGACUCUGGGAACCCCGACUCCAUUAGGAUCUGUGACUUUGGAUUCGCCAAGCAGCUUCGUGGGGGCAACGGCCUGCUGCUCACGCCCUGUUACACCGCCAACUUUGUGGCACCAGAGGUACUAAUGCGACAAGGUUAUGAUGCAGCCUGUGAUAUAUGGAGUCUUGGAGUUCUACUAUACACCAUGCUGGCUGGGUACACGCCGUUCGCUAAUGGGCCAAACGACACACCAGAGGAGAUUCUUCUCCGAAUAGGAUCUGGAAAGUUCUCGUUGACGGGGGGUAACUGGGAUUCUGUAUCAGACUCCUCAAAGGACCUGCUGUCCCAUAUGCUCCAUGUCGACCCUCACCAGCGAUACACAGCAGAACAGGUUCUGAAGCAUUCCUGGAUCACGUGCAGAGAUACACUACCACACUUCCAGCUCACACGCCACGAGGCACCACAUCUUGUUAAGGGAGCCAUGGCUGCCACCUAUUCAGCACUCAGUCAGAAGACCAGCCAACCGGUGUUGGAACCCGUGGCAGCUUCCAGUUUAGCCCAGAGACGCAGCAUGAAAAAACUCACCUCGACCGACAUGUAGACCCACACCACUCGCCCUCCAGUUUUGGUCUCAUUCUCGCAGACUCAAAUACGCAAAGACAAAUGCGCAUGCACAGACUCAGACCCAAGUCUUGGCCAGUCCGAACUACUGUCUCCCUUUUUUAAAAAAUAUUUAUUUAACAUAUCCAGCAUUAGCAUUCACUCUCAAGUACAGGCUCAAACCGGCACAGAAAGAGGUUGAAUCGCAAAGAUGUCGGCCAAAGAGGUUGAGGGGAAACUCACAUAUCUGUUACUGCUGGGGAGACAGACUUGUAUUUAUUUCCACAGCUUUCAUAUGCACUUGCCCUCCUCGCCUUUCAUUAUUUCUUCCUUGUGUGGGGAAGAAACACACCAGCUGAUGUUCUCCUUCACUGUGAUUGGCUGAUUCAAAGCUGCUUAGGUAAACUGUGCCCCCCCUCACCCACUGCUCUUCAUCUUCACUCUGACAUCCUCAUCCUCAGUUCUCUCUCAUCCCCGUGUUUGCUUUGGCGCGUCUAACUUCUUUUUCUCAAAGUGAAGUAAUGAUCUAUUAAGUGCUGGCAAGAUGUGUUGACUGCGGUAUAAUGUCAGACUGUUUUCUCACCAAAACUCUCCCCCAAAAAAUGUAUAUAUAUAUGUAUAUACAUACACAUAUAUAAUAUAAUAUAUAUAUGUAUGUAUAAAUAAAAUCUGCUUGUAGCAGAUUGUUAAAGUCCCUCAGGCUCAAAAUCGGUUACCAGCACUUUUGGGAACAUAAAUGCAUGUUUUGACAAAACCUGUAUUCCUUUUCCUCAAAGUUUCCCCAUCUGACUCAUGUUACUUUGUCAUUCUAGCAAUGUAUCAAAAAGGUUACAUAAGCUGCAGGUGGAUACAAGAGUAUGUCGAGGAAUCGAAGGUAUGGUUGGGGCAAUGAUAUGAAAAUGUCAUGUUUGCAGAAAAAUAAAAAGAUUAUAUAUAUAUAUGUACACACACACAAAUGUAUAUGACAAGAUUAAUGAAGAUGAACAGCAUGUGGGGGAGCUGUAGGGAUUUCUCUGGGGGAGACGGGACUCGAGCCGUCAAACCAUAGACAAAAAAAAAAUAUUUCCAUGGAUAUCUCUUCAAAAAAGACAUUGUUGAAAUUGUAUGAUAUUGUAUUUAUUUCAUUUGAUUUUUAAGAUUCUAUUUUUCUUUCAAGUUCUGUAUAUAUUGACAUUAAAGAUCAUUAUUGA